GCAUGUGCACACCAUAAAAUUAAAGAAUCCUUUACCACCACCUCCCUCCCAGCUCCCACUCCCAAACCCCCCCCCCUCCCCCACACCUUUCCAUCCCGUCCCAUUUUCAGAUAUCCCCUCUUCCUCUUCCUCACUCAUCCACCAAGCAGCUAUGGACACCUUCGAGCAACUUAAGCAGCAAAUGGCCACCAAAAUGGAGGAAAAUCGUCUCUCCAUCGAGCACUUGAAGAAGCAACUCAUCGAAAAGCAGGAGGAAAGUUCCAGCUUGAACCAAUUAUACCCAAACUUGCAGUCCGAGAUGAAUGGCAUUCAACAGAAGCCCAACGAUAAGUCUCAGCCGGCAUACGAGGAACUUGCAGCAUGGAAGUCAACCUUCACCUCCCCCUGCCAUUUUACGCAAAUUGAAGCCUACAUCCGCUUCCUGGAGAUCAAUAUGAACUACUCUUACUUCCCCACAGGGAAGGCUUUCACGGCAGACUUCACAACAAGAGUAACUUCUGUUGCAAAGGACUGCAUAGAGCCUAUGAUCACCAAGUCCGUUAAGCAGCUACUCGACAACGCAAUCAGACGACCGCGCUGCGUUUCCCCUAUCCACUUGGGCACUCUCCUGCUAGUGAUUAGUGCAUCGUCUGCCACGUGGCUGCAGUAUCUUGUGACCUCCUCGCUUGUGAAGAUGGAAACGCCCCAGGACUCGAAGGCGGUUUUGCGCGUGUUGGAGUUCUACAGCGGCAUCGGGGGCAUGCAUUAUUCCUUGCGGGCAGCAGAAGUUCCAGCAGUUGUGGUGGAUGCAUUUGACAUCAACGAGGUUGCAAAUGACGUUUACGAACUCAACUUCGGCUUUCGACCCAAUCAGGGGAAUGUGCAGAGACUGACGGUCUCACAGUUGGACAAAUGGAAAGCCGACAUGUGGCUGAUGUCACCCCCAUGCCAGCCAUACACUCGUCAAGGCCUGAAGAAGGAUGCUAACGAUGGGCGCGCAUCUUCCUUUCUGUGUAUGCUGGACAAGCUUCCAGAGAUGAGCUCGCCGCCGAGUUACGUCCUCGUGGAGAAUGUGGUUGGAUUUGAGACGUCCGUGACUCGUUCCCAUCUGGUGAAGGUUUUGGAAGGAGCUGGUUUCACAUUUCAAGAGUUCAUCCUAACACCUUUGCAGUUUCAGAUUCCCUACUCGCGUCCUCGUUACUUCUGUCUUGCAAAGCGUUUUCCUCGCACAUUCGCGAAUCCAGAAUUGAAUGGGAGAUUAUCUGAUUCCCCACCUCCGUUGCCCUUAUUGGCACAGCCAGCGACUGCGAAAGGGCUGUUUCUGCACAGACAACAGCAACAGUCACAGUCCACUGAGCGUCCCCUGUUUUCUGACGACAGACAUCUGCCUUCUGCAAUGUGCAGAUGCUCAGAGCCAUCCACCGCAACGGGAGCUGGGAGGAAAUGCUCUGCCGCAUGCUCCUCUGGUGAUCAGAUUGUUCCUUUGUCGGAGUUGUCGUCAGACUUGUCGUCGGACCUGUCGCCGGUUGCUGCUCGUGAGAAGGAAGGAGAGCGGAUCGCAUGCUGGUCAUUGGCAGAUUUCCUUGAAAGUUCUCCUGGGGAGGAGAGUCCUGACAGCAGAGGGGAUUCUGCGACGGAUGGACGGCUCCCCAUUGCGGCAAGCAAUGUCGUAAAGGAGGACGAAGACAAAGGCAGAUUGACAACGCUUGAGAGCGGAACACCGGGCCAUGAUGCUGGGUCCGACUUUCGUAUCUCUGCUGUAAACAAGGAUCACACCGGCAAGAACGGAGAUGGGGAUGGGGAGGAGAUGGUGGUGCUGCUGCCGUUCGGUGAACAAACAAUUGAUGAUGAUGUCAACGGCGUCGAGGAGUGCAGCAUGGCGAGGGCGGCAAUCAGUCCUGCAAACCUAACAGCAGCGGAGGAGAGUGUUCAGAAGCACACAUUCGCCGUCCCAGCCAAUGUUUUGGUCCGUUGGGGUGAGGCCUUGGACAUUGUCACCCCCAAGAGCACCAGAUGUUGCUGCUUCACCAAGAGUUACAUCCGUUAUGCGAAAGGCACAGGAUCUGUGCUUGCUACAAAGGUGCCAGAUGGUGCGCCAGCCUGUGAUUAUGGCAAGAGCGUCCACAGAUGCGAGGUCGACGUUAAGGAGGAGGGAACAACAAUUACCUGUUGGAACGGCAUACCCAUUUGCUGUCUGGGACUCAGAUAUUUCUCUCCACGCGAGGUGGCCAAUCUGCAUUCCUUUCCGCCAGAGUUCAAGUUCCCACCACACAUUGACUUGAAGCAGAGGUAUGCUUUGCUGGGAAAUAGCCUCAGUGUGGCAGUCGUGGAAUGUCUUCUGCGUCAGGAAGGUUGCUGCGGGUGCAAAAGGAAGGGAGCUGCUAAGUGCUGUAAUAGCAGCUGUAUACAGUGUAUAGAGAAAAGAUGUGUUGGAAUCUAUCAGAGCAACAAGAAUAUUGUCAUCAGGGUGAAGUCGCUACCUUCUUCCCCUGGAAUACAACUUGCGGUCAUUUCCACUGCAUUCGGACAGAAGGGUGAGCCAAAUACGGCUAAAAUCGCCGUACGUUCUAUUCGGGGAAAGUCGCUAGUGAGGUGUAAUAUACCGACGAGCAAGCAGUUCCAUUGGCUUGGAUAUGUCAUGGAACAUGUGGCGAUAAAGAGUAGGCAACAGGAGGAGGAGGAGGAGGAGGAGGAGGAGGAGGAGGAGGAGGAGGAGUACAGGAGCAGGAGGAGCAGGAGGAGCAGGAGCAGAAGAGGAGGACCAGAGGAGCAGGAGGGAGAAGAAGGACUUCAAAAACGAAGAGUGUUGAUAUUGGAACAGCAUCUUACUGAGUUGCAAAUUCAGAUGCAGACGCUCUUUGGCAUCUCUUAGUGUUUUUUUUUUUUUGUUUUGUUUUUUUUUGGAUGUUGGAAUAUGAGGAGGAUUGAUUAUGAUUAAAUUAUCCAAAAUUUUCAA
This is a messenger RNA of Chara braunii, 2935 nucleotides long. NCBI's taxonomy places the organism in Eukaryota, Viridiplantae, Streptophyta, Charophyceae, Charales, Characeae. The record is from the annotation of a GenBank genome assembly.